Molecule: messenger RNA, 1517 nt
Organism: Hirundo rustica (Barn swallow)
Lineage: Eukaryota; Metazoa; Chordata; Aves; Passeriformes; Hirundinidae
Product: calcium homeostasis modulator protein 6-like
Exons: 2
Coding region: 1-951 (316 amino acids)
Molecular function (GO): monoatomic cation channel activity
Source: RefSeq, a predicted model, not a curated record
AUGAAUAGAUUGCAGAACAUAGUGGAUUUCUGCAUCCGCCACCAAACCAUUCUGGGUUACAGCAUCGUGUCCCUGCUGACAGCUGCCUGUGAACCGAUCUUCUCAUCUGUGGUGUUCAAGUGUCCGUGCAAUUCUGGGAACAUGCUGUAUGGUUCUUCCUUCCUCUUAGUACCUGCCUUCAUCCUCUUUCUGCUUGGCUUCAUGGUGAAUGCCAGGACAUGGCGCCUGCUGACAGGCAAGUGCUCUCCAGAGAAGCACCACCAAUGCAGUCCCUGGGGAACCUGUGCCCGCUUCUGCCAGGUGUUGGUGCCAAUGACAGCCAAAGCCCUGGUGGCCCCGCUCACCUGGAUAGUGGUGGCCCUGCUCGGAGCCAACUUCUACGAGUGUGCAGCCAGCGGGAGCAGCCUGAUGGAGUGGUACUUCUGUAAAGAUAAUGGAACUGAGUGCCGAAAGCUGCUGCUCAAAAUGCCCUGUGAUGUGGAACUAUCAGCAAAGCUAUCAAGUGAACAGCUCAGCCUUCAUGCACAGUCCCAGCUGAUAGGAUGGUUCCUGAUAGCCAGCAUCAUGACUGUGGCACUGAUUUCAACAUGUGUCAGCCGCUGUUGCUCCCCGGUCAGCUAUCUUCAGCUCAGGUUCUGGAAAAUUUACUCAAAAAAAGAACAAGAACUCUUUCAGAAAAAAGCCGAAGAACAUGCAACCAAGCUGGCAGAAAGAAAUACAAAUUGCUUUUUUGAAGCCACUGACCCAGCACCAUUUCAUACUCCCAGCAACGAAGACUGGCAGAAGAUUUCAAUCUUGUAUACCUUUAAUUCACAAGAGCAGUUUUACAGCAUGAUCCACAAGUACGUGAGCACCAACAGAGGCAACAGCGCCAAAUUCAAGGAAGAAGGUCAGGAUCUCACUGUGUUAGCAUUUGUGGAUGAAGCCCAGGCAAGUGUUUCUGGGUUGUAGUGAACCAAAUCCUGCGCAAUGCUGGCAGUCUUUUAACCCUACUGAUAUAAGAAGAGUCUUAUUCUCUGCUUUUACCCAAAUCCAUGCAAACUGAGGUGAAGGCUGUUGUUGUGACCCUCAGUAGAUUUGCUUUUAAAUACAUUUUAAUCCUUUUGCUUAACUACAUUUAAAUAGGAGUUUUCUUCUGUUAUUGUCCAUUAAGAAGAGUCAUAUGUAAAAUAAUCAGCAUCCACAAAGAUGUCAGCAUGUAUUAUGUCAUAUUAUUACCAAAACCCUAAAAGCAUUUAGCAGGUGAAGUGACAAUACCAAACCUUAUCAAAGAGACAAAAAGUGGAAUGGAAGAUUUGGUCAGAAAUUCAGCUUUGUCUCUUUACAAUAAAGCUUUCAGUGAUGCCUACAGCAAGCUGUAGAUUUAAAAAAUCUAGCUUGUCUUGAGGGGAUAGGCUCUUGCAUGACAUUAUGGUGUAAGUAAAGCUCCUAUAUUAACAAACAUUAAAAGCACAUUCACACAUUUAAGGACAUUAAAAAUCUGCAAUCCAUAUUAGCAAGUUGUAAUAUUCUUGUCA